AUGAAAGACCCGAGUGCAUCUGUCCUAACACCGAACAGCACGGCCUCUGCUCGGGGUCUCCGCACACACUCGCCCGUAAUCCCGCAGAAGAACCGUGAUGUGGGCCCAGUGCGGCUCCAGCCGCCUAAUGCCAAGUACCUCAGCCCACGUGACCUGCUUACGACCGCAGCGGCCAAUCCGCCCGGGGACGGGCUCUCGCGAUAUUUCAACCAGCCCCAUAAGACGUAA
This is a messenger RNA of Knipowitschia caucasica, 228 nucleotides long. NCBI's taxonomy places the organism in Eukaryota, Metazoa, Chordata, Actinopteri, Gobiiformes, Gobiidae. The record is from the annotation of a GenBank genome assembly.